AUGAUGCUUAUCAGUAUUCAUUUCUUAUGUUUUCAAUUGAAAAUUACUCACGGUCUAUUCAAUUUAUACAAUACAAAUGAAGCAGGUUUACUGGCAAUGGCAAAUGUAUUCGAUCAUGAUUGUUUAUAUGUCUAUGAUGAUUUGAAUAUAGCGCCCAGUAAAAGUACUUUGAUACCAUAUUGUAUGCGUCCAGAAAUCUCAGAAAAAUUCAUGAGUAAUUCUCAUCACACCGUAUGUUAUGGAAGAGUAAUGACAUUUAAAGAAUUAAAAUCAAUGAAUAUAAGUAUAAGUGAUUUAUUCAAAUGGAAUGCUGUGAUAGAACUGAUUGAUUUAUAUGAAAAAUAUCUUUUUCUCCCAGAUCUUGUUAAUGAAAAUGAAAGUUAUUGUCAAUGUUCUUCUUCAUCUCAAUUUGGGAGAUUUUGUCAAUAUACAAUUGUUGAUAUUAAUUUCGAUGUUGAUGAUGAUGAACAGAGUUUUAGCACAUUAGUACAUAGUUUGACAGCACAAAAUUGGAGACAAAUAUGUAAUGGAAUUGUUGAUUGUAAUCGAGGAGAAGAUGAACCAUUUGAUCUUUGUUUACAACUGGAAUCCAAUCAAUGCGAUAUUCAAACAGAAUUUCGAUAUAGAAAUAAAGAUUUUUAUUUGAAUGAAGAUUCAAGUCUUAAUCUAUGUUCAUUUACUUUAGUUGAUCAAUUUAUAUGUUUAACAAAUAAAAGUGAUUGUAUUCGACGGAAAUUUAUAAAAGAUCAACAAUAUGAUCGUUUAGAUGGAUCUGAUGAAUAUUUGACUAUUGAGAAUAUGGAUUGUGUGACGAAAGAAUGCAUCUUUCAUCCAGAAGGAAAACUUGAAGUUCCUCUACUUUAUUAUUUUGAUGAACUUUGUGAUAAUGUUGUCAAUCGUUUUCUAUUUCCAGAUCAAACAAAUGAAACAGCUGAAACUGAUUGUGAAUAUUGA
Messenger RNA from Adineta ricciae, 954 nucleotides. Lineage: Eukaryota; Metazoa; Rotifera; Eurotatoria; Adinetida; Adinetidae. The record is from the annotation of a GenBank genome assembly.